GUGGGGUGGAGGCGGGGGGUUGCCCAGUGGACCCCCAAAACAGCCUUCAAAGUCCAACGUCACUCGAGCCAAGAAAGAUAGUACCAAGCACGUUGAUUGUGCACCUGCCUUAAUAUUCUGGAAUACAGGAUAUACAGGCCGUCAACCAUAUUGUCCUCUCUUCCGACGAGGUUACGACAAGCAAGCCCAAUUAUUACAGUUACUACCUACCCUGUGACCCGCUUUUAUUCGUGCUCCCUCCAAGAUGGCACCUCCUAAAUCAGCAUCCCAAUUCCUUGCUUUCGUCAAUGCAUCUCCAACUCCCUACCAUGCCGUCGCCUCGGCCGCAGCUCUGUUCGAAAAGGCCGGCUUCAACAAGAUUAGGGAGCGGGAAGACUGGUCGUCGACACUCAAGCCCGGCGGCAAGUACUACCUGACGCGGAACGGCUCGUCCAUCGUCGCCUUCGCCAUCGGCGCGAAAUGGAGGCCCGGAAACCCCAUCGGCAUGAUCGGGGCCCACACGGACUCGCCAUGCCUCCGUAUAAAGCCCGUCAGCAAAAAGACCAACGCCGGGUACAUGCAGGUCGGUGUCGAGACGUACGGCGGCGGGAUCUGGCAUAGCUGGUUCGAUCGGGACCUGAGCAUUGCCGGCCGGGUCCUCGUCAAGGAGGGCGACGGGAACUUUGUGCAAAAGCUCGUCAAGGUAGACAAGCCCAUCCUGCGCAUUCCGACCCUGGCGAUCCACCUGAACCGGGAGCCGCAGUUCAACCCCAACAAGGAGACCGAGCUCUUCCCCAUCGCGGGGCUCGCCGCUGCGGAGCUGAACCGGACGGGCGAAGCGGGCAAGGAGGAGCCCACCGAGGGCAAGGCGGACGCGGCGGACGCAGGGGACGCGUCGGGCGAUUACCAGCCACUGAAGAACAUGUCGGAGCGCCACCACCCGUACCUCGUCGACGUCAUCGCCGAAAACGCCGGUGUGACGGCGUCUGAGGUCGUCGACUUUGAGCUCGUCCUCUACGACACCCAGAAGUCGACCCUUGGGGGGCUCAACGACGAGUUCAUCUUCUCCGCCCGCCUCGACAACCUCGACAUGACCUUCUGUGCCGUCAUGGGCCUGAUCGAGUCCGUCUCGACCCCCAAGAGCCUCGACUCCGAAUCGGCGAUCCGGCUAGUGGCCUGCUUCGACCACGAGGAGAUCGGGUCGACCUCGGCGCAGGGCGCCGACUCCAACCUCCUGCCGGCCGUGAUCCGCCGGCUCUCGGUCGUGGGUGGCGCGGGGUCUGACGACUCCACGGCGACGGCCUUUGAGCAGACGCUCAGCACGUCGUUCCUCGUCAGCGCGGACAUGGCGCACAGCGUGCACCCCAACUACGCGGCCAAGUACGAGAGCAGCCACCAGCCCGAGAUGAAUAAGGGCACCGUAAUCAAGGUCAACGCCAACCAGCGGUACGCCACCAACUCCCCCGGCAUCGUGCUGCUCCAGGAGGCCGCCCGCCUGGCCGGCGUGCCGCUGCAGCUGUUUGUCGUCCGCAACGACUCGCCCUGCGGGAGCACCAUCGGGCCCAUGCUGAGUGCCAAGAUGGGCGUCCGCACGCUGGAUCUGGGCAACCCGCAGCUGAGCAUGCACAGCAUCCGGGAGACGGGGGGCAGCCACGACGUCGAGUACGCCAUCAAGCUGUUUGAUAGCUUCUUGAGGAAUUACGGCGAGUUGGAGAGUAAGAUUCUGGUGGAUUAAGGUGGUGCUACCCAAGCUCAUGGUGUGUACCUUGAUGGAUAUUACCGCGGGAGUCAACUCGCUAUACGUAGGAUAUUAGGAUUAUCGAUUACUAUCUCCAUGGUUCAUAGAGUCUGGCCACCCAUCCGGUGUUCUUCGCGUCAAG
Molecule: messenger RNA, 1859 nt
Organism: Phialemonium atrogriseum
Lineage: Eukaryota; Fungi; Ascomycota; Sordariomycetes; Cephalothecales; Cephalothecaceae
Product: aspartyl aminopeptidase
Exons: 3
Coding region: 245-1714 (489 amino acids)
Biological process (GO): proteolysis
Cellular component (GO): fungal-type vacuole
Molecular function (GO): metalloaminopeptidase activity; zinc ion binding
Source: RefSeq, a predicted model, not a curated record